Molecule: messenger RNA, 2362 nt
Organism: Colias croceus (clouded yellow)
Lineage: Eukaryota; Metazoa; Arthropoda; Insecta; Lepidoptera; Pieridae
Gene: Kap3
Product: kinesin-associated protein 3
Exons: 12
Coding region: 205-2355 (716 amino acids)
Biological process (GO): cilium organization; microtubule-based movement
Cellular component (GO): kinesin II complex; ciliary transition zone; axoneme
Molecular function (GO): kinesin binding
Source: RefSeq, a predicted model, not a curated record
ACAUAAAUUUCCUAUAUAAUAUGUAAAAUACCAAUACAAACCUUGAAAAGUGAUUAUUUACGAUAUAAAUGAUAAUUUAUUUUAGAUUUGUGGUAUGAAAAUUGGGGCUUAACAAUAACAAAAAAUAUUGGGGGAGACUGGAUGAUUACGAGAAGUCUUUUUUGAUAACUUCGAUUAUUGAUUGCUUCUCAAGAUUUUACAACCAUGAGUCCAGUGGAGAGUGUACCAGUUGCAGUCCUCAACCAUGUUGAUGAUUAUGUUGAAUUAUUGUAUGAUGACAUACCAGAAAAAAUUAAAGGCUCAGCAUUAAUCUUGCAACUUGCAAGAAAUCCAGACAAUUUAGUAGAGCUGGCUAGAAAUGAGGCCUUGCUGAGUGCUCUGUCUAGAGUUCUCAGGGAAGAAUGGAAGAGGAGCAUUGAGUUGAGUACAAAUAUUGUAUACACAUUUUUCUGUUUCUCAACAUAUAUUGAAUUUCAUUCAGUGAUUAUUCAGUACAAAAUUGGUUCACUCUGUAUGGAUGUAAUUGACUAUGAACUGAAAAGGUAUGAUCAAUGGAAAGAAAAGGUUGAGGGGAAGAAGCAAGUACUCACUCCUGAUAAGAAUGAAUUACCAAAGAGCCGAAUUCCGGAACCCAAACGCCGUCCCAAAUCAGGUACAUGGGCAGUUGCUGAUGUUAAUCUUCAAAAGACUAGAUCCCUUGUAUCUAGUUACCAUGAGGAUUUAUGUAACGCGUCUGAUGAAAUUUUAUCCAAAAAUGAUGAAGAACAGAUGAAAAGGAAGCUGAAGGCCUUAUCGAAACGACAAGAACAGCUAUUGCGUGUAGCAUUUUAUAUGCUAUUAAAUAUAGCGGAUAAUGUUAAGGUGGAAGAGAAGAUGCACAAGAAAGAUAUUGUGGGCUUGCUCAUUGGAGCUAUGGAAAGACAUUCAAAUAUUGAUCUUCUGAUUUUAAUUGUAUCAUUUCUGCAAAAACUUUCCAUUUUCAUUGAGAAUAAAAACUCUAUGGCUUCAAAGGGCAUUAUUGAUAAAUUAGCACCGCUAUUAGAUUCGCCAAAUGCCGAUUUAGUGAAUGUCACCUUAAAACUUUUAUUUAACUUAACUUUCGACUCUAAAUUACGCAACAAAAUGAUUAAAUUGAACAUGUUGCCGAAGCUUAUUCAAUUCACAAGUGAUGAUAAACACAUUACACUGGCAAUGAAAAUUUUAUACCACCUCAGCAUGGAUGAUCGCGUCAAAGUUAUGUUUACACAGUCCGAUUGUGUGAAAUUGCUAACAGAUAUGUUACUCCUCAACGUAAACAGCGAUAUAAACUGCGAAAACGGGCCAGGAACCACUGAUGUAUUACUCGCUUUAUGCGUGAACCUCGCGUGGAACGAGCGAGCAGCACAACAGAUGACGUCAGAGGGCCGCUUGCGCGAGUUACUUGCGCGAGCGUUUCGACAUCGCAAUGCUAUGCUCAUGAAGCUAGUGAGGAAUCUGUCUCACCAUGCAGCUAAUAAACCACUUUUUGUUGAAUUUGUUGGUGACGUGGCAGGAGCGGUAACGAGCGGUGAAGCUCCUGAAGAAUUCGUAAUUGAAUGCCUCGGGACUUUGAGCAAUAUUCUAAACCCAUUAAACAACAUAGAUGUGUAUGCUGUUGUCGAAAGAUAUAAUUUGAUUCCAUACAUAAUGAAGGUUCUCAACCCAGAGGAGAAGUGCUCUCCCGAGCUGGUACUAGAGGCAGUGGUGUGCGCGGGCGCGGUGUGCGCGGAGGAGCGCGGUGCGGGCGCGCUGGCGGCGGCGGGCGGCGGGCACGCGCUGGUGGCGGCGCUGCGCCAGCGGCAGGCGGACGACGAGCACGUGCUGCAGACCGUGUUCGCGUUCCGCCAGAUGCUGUCGCACGCGACCGCCGCGGACCACCUCGUGGCGGCGACUGAAGCACCGGCCUAUUUAAUCGAUCUCAUGCAAGACAAAAACGUUGAAAUCAGGAAGAUGUGCGAUUCUUGUCUCGAUAUAAUAUCCCAAAUGCAAAAUGAAUGGGCUAAUAGAAUCAAGCUGGAGCGGUUCCGCUGCCACAACGGGCAGUGGCUGUCGGUGGUGGAGACGCUGGGCGCGGAGGGCGGCGCGGGGGACGCGGCGGACGACCUGCCGCCCUACCUCUCCGCGGAGUACCUCACUACACACCGCCUUACUACUUCGGAUUCCCAAACAUCACUUAAUGAUGAUACAGACAGCUUUUCAGGAGACGAUUAUAAUAGAGCAAAUAGUCGGAACACGCAGGACGGCCAUUCGGACGAUCUGGGGCUAUCGGACUCGCUCUCUGGAAAGACGCUAGACGAUGAUGCACAAUUUUCAAAAAAUCUUAACGUUUUCGCUUAAAUGUUCA